Messenger RNA from Ectocarpus siliculosus, 2700 nucleotides. The record is from the annotation of a GenBank genome assembly. Lineage: Eukaryota; Phaeophyceae; Ectocarpales; Ectocarpaceae.
AUGGGAGAGGAGAUAGACACUUCGCAGCUGUCCCUGACAGUCCAGAGAGGGCCUCCCACAGCCGCCUCCGGUCACGCUCACUUGCAAAUAUUCAAAGAUGGCGCGGCCCUAGGCGAAGUACUCGCCGGUGGUCGCGAUGUGACGGUGCUAGGGCGGAACUCGAAGAUGUGUCACGAGAGGUUGGAUCACGAGAGCAUCUCUAGGCGACACGCGGCGUUGGUUCACAACGGGGAUGGGGAUGUCUUUGCGGCCGAUCUAGGCUCCACCCACGGCACCUACGUGAACGGUUGCAAGAUUGCAUCGAAGACCGCAACAAGACUGGGUGAUGGAGACGUCAUCAAAUUUGGCGAGAGCUCCAGGUCAUACGUGUUUCGUCUUUCGGCGCCAAAAAGUGUCACCACCAAGUCAGCGUCAUCCAACGGUACAUUCCACGAGAAACCGACCGCGGCAGGUGGCGAGUCUGGUAAAGCCAACGGAGGAGCGGCCAAGCCGCGGGUAGACCCAAGAAAUUCACCAAACGACUCGAAGGCCCCGUCUUCUAUGCUGCCUCCUCCGGGUGGCCACGUGGUUAAGAAAAAAGCGGAGGCAGGGAGAGGCCGACCCGCCGACAACUGGGCCCAGCCGAAGCCCGUGGUUGGGCGGAAAUCAACCGCGAAUCCGCCGGUGUCGGGUAUGGAUUCCGAGCGAGAGGCAAUGCUCCAGGCCAAUGUGCCGUCCUCUUUCGGUGCCGCUAGAGAUAAACCGCUUGGCAAGAAGGCGGUCAGGGAGGCCCAUAUCAUGCGCGGGGUACCGGGCGCCGUGAUAUCCGGGACUAGCGGCCGUUUCGCGACUGGCCGAAGCGUGGGUAAAAGUAUCGACAAGGCGGGGUCUAGUGCUGGGGAAACGGUGGACAAGGAAGAGGCGCGAAAACAGAAGCAGGCGGAGAUUGCGGCCAUUACGGCCGAGCUCAUGGCCGCAGAGUCGAGCGAUGCUGCCGAAAAUGGAAAUGGGCGAGAAGACGUGCCGGCGGCGGCUUCCUCGGCGAAAUUCAAGCCAGGAGGAUGGAGACAUUCAUCCGGAAACGGGAAGGGGGACGACGAGGAGGAGGAGAUUACGGAAGAGAUGCGGAUUAAGCUUGUUGUGCGUCGCUUGGGACUGCCUGUUUCGCACGAAGUACAGCUGAGUGGCCAUCACAAGGGCGUCACAGCGUUGGCCUUGGAUCGGGCGGGCGGACGUGUGGCAACGGGAUCGAACGACUACAAGGUAAAACUUUUUGACUUCGGUGGCAUGGACAAGCGGCACUUACCUUUCCGAGAGAUCGAGCCUGAGGAGGGCAAUGUGGUGGUGUCCAUCAGCUACUCCGGCACCGGGCAUGCCUUUCUUGUUUGCACCGCCGGGAGCCAGCCGAAGGUGUACGACCGUGACGGCAACCAGCUCGCCCACUUCGUCAAGGGAGAUCCGUACCUUAAGAAUAUGGCGAGCACAAAGGGCCACGUGACGCGGGUAACAGGGGGGGAUUGGCACCCCACGAAACGGAACGAGAUGUUGACUUGCUCGGUGGACGGGACAGUGAGAAUAUGGAACCUCACCGGGAAGUUGGCCUUCGACAACCUCAUCAACCAAACGGUGAUCAAGCUACGGUCGGCCAGAGCGCUGAAGCUUGGGUGCACAGCUGCUGUUUAUCACCAGGAGGGGAGACGGAUCGCCGCUGGCGGGGAAGAUGGGUCUCUGCACCUCAUUAAUAUGGAUAGGCCUCACGUCAAGCACGACGUCGUUCGCGAGGCGCACAAGGGGUGCGAGCUCACAUCGAUCUCGUUCAACGAGGACGGCCAUCUGCUGGCGACGAGGGCGAUGGACGAUACGGUGAAACUGUGGGAUAUCAGAAAGCUGGGGGGUGGAGUGGUGAAGACUUUUCCCGACGUCCCGACACACAUGGAAACGGCCAACACGUCGUUCAGUCCCGACGGUCGAGUGCUGGUUUGCGGCAGCAACGUGCGGCCUAAGUCGCACGCCAUGGGUGUGCUCAAGUUUUUCAAUGUAUACACGGCAGAGGCCGAGCCGGAGCUAGAGGUUAACGCUGCUCCGGAAGCCAGCGUGGCGCGCGUGGUUUGGCAUGCGCAGACCAAUCAGGUCAUCUGUAGCACGUCGGCGGGGGGUGUGCGGGUUAUGUACGACCCUGCCAUCAGUGACAAGGGGGCGAUGCUAUCGGCAGGAAGGUCUCACAGCCGGCUCAACACCAACAUGUUCCUGCCGAAGCAUGCGGUGGGCGAGGUGUACGCUCCACACGCGCUCCCCAUGUUUCGCGAGGAGCAGAACUCCAAGAAGCGGAAGGAGAGGAGCGACAGGAAGGACCCCGUUCGAAGCAAGAAGCCCGAUCCUCCGAUGCCCGGCCGCGGCGUGCAGGGACGCAUCAGCUCGUCCAACAAUUUCCACCAAUACGUCCUCAAGGAACAUCUUGUCUCUCAGAAGAACCUGCUUCACGAGGACCCCCGCGAAGAGCUGCUCAAAUACGAGGCGGAGACCAAGGACGAGAAGGAGUAUCUCGGGUCGGCCUACGAGAAAUCUCAGCCCGAGGGUGGUGGAAUGUUCCACAGAACGCUGGAGCAAGAGGAGGAAGACUUCAAGGAAGAGCAAAGAAAGCUCUUGGACUCGUGAUUAUGUGCACGUAGCCUGUAGAAUGUUGUGCGUUAGAGUGUGCUCCCCUCGGGCUGUUUAAGAAGG